AGUGUGUCUAGUGUUGUCAAAAUAAUUGAGAACAGUUAGUCAUGGAGAAGAACAGCAUAAUUUGGGAGCAAAUCUUUGCGGAUUUCCAUUUUUUUUAGCUGAAUACAUAUCACAAGACAUCCCAACAGGCGAUAAGAGUGGUUUGUCAAUCAGGGUUUAAUCACCGCAUUGACCAUCAAAUAUCGUGGUUAAGGAUUUCUCCCGAGAGAACCACUGUUACCUCUUGUAUUGGUUGGAUAUAUUUUUUCUCGAGAACAACGUCUGUUUCAGCCGCGUUCUAUGUGACAUACAUCGUAUCCCUUUGAGAUAUUUUGUAUUUCUGUGAGGGAGUAUUAUGUUAACGCAACCUUCUCCAUCUAACAGAAUAUUUUAAAGAUCUGCUAACAACGUUUGUGUUUCUUUUUUUCAAAUCAUGGCAAAUAAAUAUCUUCUGAAGAUGAUGUUGGUACUGUGCGCGUGUGUACUAGUCUACAUAUGGAUAAUUGGCUGUGGUGUUAGGAAUAAGAAAUGCUCAGAAACCCUCACUGAUCAUCCUAGAAACAGACGGAUUGGAUCCCCUGGGCUAAUACACAACUUGAAGAACAAAGCUGUUGCUAGUGAUAAAAGUUCCAAUUAUGUAUCAAUAAUUUAUUUAACACCGACGACGUCGACGACGACAACAAUAACAUCUAAAUCAGCAAUUACAUUAUCGUCAGCAUCAACAUCGCUAUCAUCAAAAAUGAAAUUAACACACAUAACGACCUACAACAGCAAAAAGAGCAAUGACGGUCACGACAUCAACAUCGCCAUCCUCAAUUACGACAACAGAUCUGAAAACUACAGUCGAUCCUCUAGCUCGCCCUGAUAAUUGUUCAGUUUGCUUCAUGCAUAACUUUAGCUAUAUUCAUAUUCAUAAGGACAUAUGUAGCGAGAAGGAACCUUCCAAUAUAGAUAUUGUUAUUUUGAUCUCGACAACACCAGCCAAUCAAUACAAGAGAGAGGUGAUCCGGAAGACAUGGUUGGACAUUUCUAAAAACAACACCUCGAACAUAAGGUACGUGUUCUUGCUUGGUGCGCAGUCUAAUAUAACGGUUAGAAAGCACAUAGCCCGCGAGUUUAAUCAAUAUUCGGACAUCGUACAGGAAGAUUUUGUUGAUAGUUACAAUAACCUGACAUUAAAGACACUAAUGGGAUUUAAAUGGGCAAACAUGUAUUGUUCUUCUGCAAAAUUCGUUAUGAAAACGGAUGACGACAUGUAUGUCAAUGCAUCAAAUUUGUUGAAAAUUGUAAGAGACUACAACAAACAGCUUAAUACGUCCAUUGGAGGAGCUUGUAAAUACGUAGCAUUCCCUAUUCGGGACAGUAGAUCUAAAUGGUACGCAUCAUUCCGUCAGUACCCGAGGUCCGAGUAUCCGGGAUACUGUUCAGGGACAGGAUAUGUUACUAGUAUGGCCGUCAUACAAAAAGUUUUUGCAGUUUCAAAAGACGUGCCGUUCUUUUAUCUUGAGGAUGUGUAUGUUUCCUUGUGCAUCAAGCGUCUUGGUUAUUCGCUAAUAAAUCUAGAGGGAUUUAAUGCUGCACACGUACCUUUGGAUGUUUGCGUGUAUAAGGGCUCAAAAAUGGUAACUUCUCAUGGUGUGACCCCAGAAGACAUGGUUUCUAUGUUUACACACGAUUGUAUAAUAACAGAUAACACUACUCGAACGGAGAAAGUUUGAAUUGCCCGGUUAUUUCCUUUUUAAAAACUUGGCUACCACACAAUAAUCAGCACUGCGAAUAAUCCAUUGAUACCAUUAUUUCUAAUAUCUAUCAAUAUCACUUAGUAAUCGCAUCAACCUUUAUUAAUGUAACACAGUAACACCACACAGUAACCACAUCUAUCAUUUAUUAAUGUAACACAGUAACACCACACAGUAACUACAUCUAUCAUCUAUAUAUGUACCACAAAUACACCACACGGUAAUCACGUCAAACGUAAAGAAAUAAUGCAUAAUAAUAAACUAUAACAUUAUCCACCUCAGUUUACAGUCUGUUACCUCAACUUGAUUAAUUCUUUUGUUAUGAUAUGGUCUCUUUAUCUGGUCAUAUCUUAUCCUCAACACUGCGUUAUUACAUCUGUAUAUUAAUAUAGUUUUACAAUGACCCAACAUUGUGAUAAGGUGAGGCUUCUUUAUAAGACUGUCAUUUUAAGGUAUUUACGAAUAAAUUUAGCACCCAACUGUUCUGGUCACUUGGUGGUCAUUGUUUAUUAGACUGUUCCUAGAUAAGAUUAUAUAUAACAUUUUAUGGCUUAAGGUGACGCUGUACUACCACCAAUCCCCACCAGCUUAAAUAUGUUUUGUCAUAAUUAAUUGAUUGAUUAAGUGAUUGAUUUUGUAUAUCGUCAAUAACUGCAUAUUUUCAAUAUCUUCAUUAAGUGUUGUUAGCCUUAGCCUUGUUUCUGUCGUUUUCAUGUAUUGCGUACAUGUAAAGAUAUAUAUACAUGUAUAUCUAUUACGCAUAGUUACGUAUGGUAUGGCAGCAGACUUUAAGUAGGUUUGCAAUUUUAGAUUGAUAAUUGGCAUUUUCAGUUUCAUAAUUAUUCUUAAAUUUAAGCCCCAAAAUAUCCUAGAGGAUUUUUCAAUCAUGAUACAUUGUAAAAAACUGUAACAUGCAUAAUGAUGUACAUUAGAUACAACGAAUACUUUUCCAUCUUAGCUUGCUAGCAUUGUCACAUGAUGUAAACAAACUGAUUGCUCAGCAAAUUCAGAAAGAUUACCUGUGUUAAUCUUAUGAAUAGAUAAUUUUGUGUAAUGAUAGCUGAGUUGUCUUUAAUGCCAAUUUUAAUUUCUGUUCUGCUUAUAUAGACACUUGAUACGUAUCCGAUAAUAAAU
This is a messenger RNA of Pecten maximus, 2852 nucleotides long. Its product is annotated as beta-1,3-galactosyltransferase 1-like. Gene Ontology annotation, cellular component: membrane. Gene Ontology annotation, molecular function: hexosyltransferase activity. The coding region runs from base 762 to 1697 and encodes 311 amino acids. The transcript has a single exon. Lineage: Eukaryota; Metazoa; Mollusca; Bivalvia; Pectinida; Pectinidae. The record is from RefSeq and is a predicted model, not a curated record.